AUAUAUGUAACAUGACCAAUACUAGCUACUCCCGCGUGUCCGGCACAACCGGCUUUUGGUAACCCCACGAGACACAUACAAAAUCAACAGGCGCGCCAAGAUUGAAUAUAUUGCCCACUCUAAGGGAUCGCUCAUCAAAACCAGGUCAGCAGGUUGAUAAUUUGCUCCGAUGCUUCCAGUUUCACAUGAUUCAAUGUCGAGCAUGGCCGUGCCGGGCAUUAAUUUUUCCGGGCGGAUAUGACCAAUGAGAAUUCAUCCCGCAAGCAGCAUUCCACACCAACAUCAAAACCUAUUUCCAAUCCAACCCUACCAAAAGUGGGGUUGUCGGGAUGUCCACCAAAUUGACCAGAGUGCAAAAAGUGUGGACAUACUGAUCGCAUCUGAGCAUCUCACGCAACAGAUCCUGAUCUCUUUUCCAAAUGAUAGACGGUGUAGGUUGCGCAUCUGCCAAAGAACGAAUUGGGCAUCAUAUAUGGACCUCCGCGCGAUGCUUGGAUAGGUUAGUGCAAGUAAGUUGGCUCAUAUUCCAGCCUCGUCAUGCGAUGUGGCAACUGACUUGAAAGCACACCUUUUUUGAGCAAGUGAACCGGGAGGGAGGCCUAAAGGUACUA
Messenger RNA from Aspergillus welwitschiae, 611 nucleotides. RefSeq lists its product as uncharacterized. Lineage: Eukaryota; Fungi; Ascomycota; Eurotiomycetes; Eurotiales; Aspergillaceae. The coding region runs from base 245 to 499 and encodes 84 amino acids. The transcript has a single exon. The record is from RefSeq and is a predicted model, not a curated record.